AGCUUCAAAGUGAUUUGCAAUUUCUUCAAGCUCUUCAGACAGUUCUUUCAAUUAACUUAACACAAAAAAAGAAUUGCCUUGCUUUUGAUGAAGCCUUAGAAACACUUGGAGCAAAGUUUCUAAAAGAGAACAUAACUGUCUAG
This is a messenger RNA of Dentiscutata heterogama, 143 nucleotides long. The record is from the annotation of a GenBank genome assembly. NCBI's taxonomy places the organism in Eukaryota, Fungi, Glomeromycota, Glomeromycetes, Diversisporales, Gigasporaceae.